UAAACCCGACGAGGUCCAAUCAGCUGGUCCAGUCGGCCCCACACCGCUCGUAGUACGCACGUUCCGACACAGGGCUUCCACCGCGACUGUUGACACUUGCGUAGUAGCCGCGGAGCAGGCGGCUGGCUGGCGACCGACUCCGAUUAUUGCGCGAAACUUCCGAACGUACUUUGUGAACUUCAACUUUCGAACUUAGUUUCCGAACGAACUUUGUGAACUUUACAACAGUGUUGGAUACUACAGUGUGUGAUUUUUUGAUGAUGGAUUUGUCCUGCGGGGAGAAUAUCUCGACGUCGAGCGGCGGGCGGCUGGUGGCGGACGGCUGCGUGGCCGGGCCGGACCGCGCGCUGGACCGGGACCCUCGCCUCCUCCUGAACCUCCUGACCCUGGAGAGGGCCCACGCUCUCCACACGGACUACUUCCAGCACGUCCAGAUCGACAUCCAGCCCUUCAUGAGGAAAGUCGUCACCACUUGGAUGCUUGAGGUAUGCGAGGAGCAGCAGUGCGAAGAGCAGGUGUUCCCUCUGGCCGUGAGCUAUCUGGACCGGUUCCUCGCAGCCCGCGCCAUCUCCCGCCAGCAGCUGCAACUCCUCGCCGUGACUGCGCUCCUGGUAGCCUCCAAGUUCCGCCAGUGCCACCCGCUGCCCGUCGACCUGUUGUGCGCCUACACCGACCACUCCGUGCAGCCUGAUGAAGUCCGGCAAUGGGAGGUGAUGCUGCUGCAGCGGCUGAACUGGCAGCUGUCGGUGGCGACGGCCUUCGACUUCAUCGAGCCGCUGCUAGCCCGCGUGCCGUGGGGCCGCGCCAACCCGCUGGUCCGCACGCACGCGCUCACGCUCACCUCUGUCUGCUAUACUGAGACGGAGUUCCUGCUAGUGCCGCCAUCGCUGGUGGCGCUGGCGUGCCUGGCGGCGGCGGCGCGCGGGCUGCGCGUGCGCGCGUCCGUGGCCGAGCUGUGCGCACUCACGCGCACGCCGGCGGCGGCGGCCGAGCUGGUGGCGCGGCACGUGGAGCGGGUGCUGGCGCGGGAGACGCAGCCGCCCCCCGAGCCCCGCGCGCGCGCCCCCGCCGCCCCCAAGCACGCCCCCGCUGAACACACCGAGCUCUCCACCACGCCCACCGACGUACAAGAUGUACACUUUUGAAAUAUACAUAAAGCAUACUCAGCAUCAGCAUACCUAGCACGGGGCGUAAGAUCCAAAUGACUAGGUCUCAGGUCGCGCGAUCUGCGUGAUCACGACACAAAAAUUUGGUCAAGUCUUGUCAUAUGCGUCUGCGCUUCAUUCUAUGUAAGCUGAUGUAUUCGCAGGUGGGUCAACAAUGGAUGUUGCGUUAUAAAUCAUGGCGUUUUUGCGCGUCCACAAAAGGAAUCCGAAAGAAUAUCACCCCGAGUUGAAUCCGUUUCGAAAUGUUAGAAGAAUUGUCGAUUGAUCUCAGAUUUAUUUAUGUACAAUAAUACAUUAGAUUUACGUUAUUUAUUAGAGGUAGGCUUUGUUAAAUUGUAUUUUUAGUUUUGGAUACUUACGUGUGACAGCACUGUUUUGUCUAAGUUUGUUUUUACAGAUUUGAUCUCUGAUUGUUCCAAAAAGUUUUUAUAAGACUGAUUCCAUAAGACGGAAAUGUCUCUCAAGCUAUCGUUUACUGAACAUUUUCUAUACAUACGAGUAACAUCAAUUAAUUUAAGAUAUUAAUCACUUUCAAAGAAGAUUUCAUUUCAUUCCUUACAUGCAUUUUGCAAUCAAUGCAUUUCAGUUUUGUGUCGUAUUAUCUAUUCGUAGCUGUGCUUACAAGUUAUGUAAUGUCAAUAUCCAUAAAGUUAUUUUCUUGGAGUUGAAAUUGAAUUACUUAUGUAUUAGAAAAUGGGUUUCAUGAUGUGAGUAUUGUUAGUAACUUGUA
This is a messenger RNA of Plutella xylostella (diamondback moth), 1896 nucleotides long. It is a transcript of the gene cycD, whose product is annotated as cyclin D. Lineage: Eukaryota; Metazoa; Arthropoda; Insecta; Lepidoptera; Plutellidae. The record is from RefSeq and is a predicted model, not a curated record.